Molecule: messenger RNA, 483 nt
Organism: Metarhizium robertsii ARSEF 23
Lineage: Eukaryota; Fungi; Ascomycota; Sordariomycetes; Hypocreales; Clavicipitaceae
Product: ankyrin repeat domain containing protein
Exons: 1
Coding region: 1-483 (160 amino acids)
Cellular component (GO): nucleus
Molecular function (GO): DNA binding
Source: RefSeq, a predicted model, not a curated record
AUGGUUGUCACAAGCUCAGAUAGACAUGGCAAACCAACUUUGGCCCAGCCAGGUAAUAGAGAAUGGGUUUCCAUGAUCCAGAGCAUUAAUUCUCGCGGCCAGGCUACCCCGCCGUUUAUCAUCGUCGCGGGGCUGCAUCAUCUCGCGAACUGGUACGAAGAUAGCGCGCUACCAAAGGAUUGGGUCAUCUCCACGACUCCUAAUGGCUGGACUACAAAUGAGAAAGGCGUAGAAUGGAUCCAACACUUCGAAAAGCAUACUAAGCCGCGAACUCAAGGUGCAUAUCGUCUUCUAAUCAUGGAUGGGCACGAAAGCCACCAUUCAACGGAAUUUGAACUAUUCUGCAAGGACCAUAAGAUUAUCACGCUCUGCAUGCCAGCGCAUUCAUCACAUAUUCUUCAGCCAUUAGAUGUUGAUUGUUUUGGGCCGCUAAAGAAGGCGUAUGGCCGAGAAAUUGAAGGGUUGAUGAGUGUUGCGAUGUAA